Molecule: messenger RNA, 2127 nt
Organism: Mobula hypostoma (lesser devil ray)
Lineage: Eukaryota; Metazoa; Chordata; Chondrichthyes; Myliobatiformes; Myliobatidae
Product: protein rapunzel-like
Exons: 2
Coding region: 367-1569 (400 amino acids)
Source: RefSeq, a predicted model, not a curated record
CCGGUGUCGGCAGCGCUCCGCCCCAGGAUUCGGACCUGAAUUGUUCAUUGGCCGUGAUCCUGGAGUCGGGUAAGAUCUGCUCCGGGUUUUCCCUCCAUCUCUGCAGCUGCGCUGUGCACCCGACUCGACCAGAGGAAGACCUCUGACUUUCACUUUCGGCUCGCUGAAGCCUCCCGGACUCGGUACAGAAUUCUCCAACUCCAGGUAGUCUGUCUUCUUCUCAGCAGCUGUCCUGCCUUGAGACUGGGUUCAAGUUUUGUCCUUUCGCCAUUCCAGUUUGUCCGGAACCAACGCCCUACCUGGAACCAACUGAGAUAGGAUUCCAGAGAAGGAAUUGACCUCAGAGCCUGUGCAGUUGACUGAACCAUGUCUAUAACAGCUGAAGAUGUCCUGCAACUGUCCCGAUCGGCUGUGGAGGCUGUACAAGCUGCUGUGAUAUUCACACAGUCUACAAGGAACCUGGCCUCCACACUCGGGGUGUUGGGCCCCGUCAUUGGGGUGGCCUCAGUGACUGUUAAACUAUCUUUGAGUAACGUGGACAGCCCAGAGCUGGCCUUCAUGAAGGAGCAGUUCCAGAUCGUUAGGAACCGGCUGGACGUCCUCUCCGGGCAGAUUUCAGAAGUCCUUCGGGAAAUUGAGCGAAGCACCAUCAACAGCCAGUAUUUCCCCAUUGAAGAAAAUCUCAAGAACCAGUUCAGGAAGUACAUGGGCAUUCUCAACGCAGAGCCAGCAUUUCGACACAAGGAAAAGGAAGAGUUCCUCAAACACUUUGAUGCGACCAAAGGAGACCAGAACCUCCACACUCUCUAUGACGGGGUAAUGGGUAACACUGCCAUCUUUGCAAAGCCCAUCCUGGACACCGCCAUGGACUGUAACCAGAGGAACCGGCGCCUGAUGGAGAGUCUCUGCGCCCGACUGAAAUAUCUGUUCUGUAUCGGCCUGAUUGCCCUACUGGGACACGCUGGCAUCACCGGAAAUGAUGUCACGGCUCUGGUGUCAGAAUGGAACCAGAAACAGGCUGAAAUAGAGGCCAAAAUGAAAUCCAUGAUAGAUCGGUGCAUCAGUGAGUUUGUGGAGCAGGCGAAGAUAGAUGUAAAGAGGAUGGUGGAGGAGAAGGGAGCGAGAAGUAACAAGGAGACCUCACGUUACAUACUGGAAGCUUUGGCCAACAAGUAUGACUGGGUCACUUGGUCAGUGCGGGUCUAUGAUGGUAUAAGUGGGUUCAGCAAUCACUGUGUUAGUGGCCGUAAGUACUUUCACUAUUUCAGGCUGAAUAAUGUUAAUAUUGUUGUCUCCUACAGUACCAGCCCACAGCCAGUUGAUGUGCCCCGCAUCAGACAGUUAAUGAACGAGAGAUUGGACUGGCAAUAUGCAUUCACCAGCACUUUAACUUUUGGCUUGAAUAAAGCAAGACAAAUUGCCGAUUAUUUCAAGGACAGCAUGGAUGGAUGUGUAGUCCAUGUGGUGACAUGUGGUAGUAACUUGUAUUAUAACUGCACCUUCCCUGAUGAAUGCCAUUUCUGGAUGGGCGACUGCUACGGUGUCACCCUGUGCAUCCAUCGGGAAUAAACCCCACCCUCUGCUACCAUGAAACCCAGACCGUACCACACCCAAAUGACCCCCAACCCUCUCCUCAUCCACCCCCUACUCUGCUACUGCAGUCAGAAUGCUUAACCCUAUUUGCCUCUGUUAGCCUGUAAGGAUAGAGUUAAAUUGCCUGCUCUCCUGGGUGUGUGUACCACAACCUGGUGUGGUUGUGAGAGUAAACAGAAUUAGUUUGGGACAUAGGGACAGAGUUCCAGUCCACAGUAUUGAGAGCAGAUAAUGAUGGGAAGCAUGCUGAUCUGGGGAAGGAAAACACAUUGCAGGUAACCUGGCAACCUACUGGGGUAAGAUGUGGGUCAGGGUUCAGGGUGUAAGUAGGGGCUAUCUUUUGUGCAAAAUUGUCGCUGUGGAAGGAACUUGUAAACUAAACAUAGGGACGCACUGAGAGAGGGAGAGACCAGUGGACACAGCGCUUGGUUUACUCCACAACCACUUAGAUCAGUCCGUUCAGUGAUUGGUAACUUUCCAUUCUGUCGUUUUUCAAGCACUCAUACUAUUCCAAUAAAGUCAUGCCUUGAUAAC